UUUAAGAGUAUUAAUUUGUGUCGUCGAUCUCGUGUACGCAUCACACACAUCAGUGAGUGAGUCAUGGACACGGACAUGGACCACCUGCUGUCUCUCUCUGUGUGACCUAAUGAGCUACCUACCGAUGGAUGGAUGCACCAGAAAGCACUACCUACCUCUGUCCAUGUGUACCCACCCACCUGUCUGUCUGUCUGUCUGUCUGUCUGUGUGGCCAGUCUUCAUUCAUCAUGACCAACUGAAAUAAACUUGUGCUGUCCACCCAUCCGUUCUUCGGUCUGUCUUUCUUUACCCCCCGCGCGUAUGCCUGGCGUCUCUGUGCCUUCCCAUACGUGUAGGCAGCCAUGGCCGACCAGCCAGCCACUGCUGCCCACGUAACACAGGAAGUCGGCGACACGUCAGGUUCGCGCAUCCGCCCAGAAAAUGGGUGGUCAUUACACACACGACUGCAGGCGAAACGGGUCAGAGUCUGUGAAAGGAAUGGAUGCAUGCUGCCGUCUGUCCGUCCGUCCCCACGCACCACCACCCCCACACAGCCCACCACCCCCAUGACAGGAGUAAGCUAAUCUAGUCACUUCCAUGGCUUGAUCUACUUGGUGUCCUCGCCAUUUGCCGCAGUGUCGUCGGUGCCGUCUUGGUCUGCCGGCUGUGUCUUGGCUGCUGCCGCAGACAAGUCGAUGCGGCGCUUCUUGCUGUCGCCCUGCUCGUCCGCACCGCCGUCACCGGUCCUACACACACGUGUGCACACACAGCACAUCGGUCAAUGCGUGAGGGAUCAAGGGGAGCGAGGCUGUGUCUGUGUGUAGCCGCAUACCUUUUGGCAGAGACAACGCCGAUGUCGCGCACCUGACCGCCAGACAGCUGGGGCUGACCCUAAACCACACCACACCACACCAAACCACACCACAUCCAUUUAUCCAUCCACACGUCCGUCCGUAUUUUGGACGGGUCCGUGUAGGGUGCUUUGCUUACGAAUGCGGACGAGGCUGACGACUGCAUGGAGCCCAUCUGUCGCGCCUCGCUCCGGAUGUCGCGGAUGGUGCCCUUGUCGAGGUUCGCCUCACCACCCUGAGGCGAUGAGAUGCGAUGCGAUGCACACGUGAACGCAUCAGAGGACAGACACCCAAUUGUGGCACGGAUGGCACGUGAUGGUGAGGCGAGGUGGUGGUGGGACCAUGCAUGUUAUGUGCUGACCUACCCUGCCCUACCCACCUCGAUCUUUCUGCGGAGAGCGGCCAUCUGCAGUCCAGCGCAAGGCAACGCAACGCAGCAACAUGUGAAUGAACGACUGGAUGAAUGGGUGUGCGUCCGUUUGUUCUCUAUGUCUCUCUCUCUCUCACGUACAUUCUCCUGGACCUCCUCCAUUGUGACCUGGUAGUCCUCUUUGCGCUCGGCUGCAUCGCACACACAACAUAACAUACGUCACAAAGCGGGCAGCAAGUGUGUGCGGACGACGUGCGCCAUCCAUCCAUCCAUCCAUCCUCAGCGAGAGCGAGCGACGUUCUUACGUGAGAGGGAUGUGCCCCCGACGCCCUGUAUGGCCUUCUCCAUCCCCUCGUACGCCAACUACACAUAAGACAUCACACACACACACACACACACAACAAAGCGGAGAUCACUUGUCUGUUGAGAUCGGUCCCUCCCUCCCUCGCUCGUUUCUCGACCUACCUGGUAUGCUUCGAGUGCCUUUUGGUUCUCAUCGGCAUACGUGUGGGCCUGCGCCAGGGCAAUCAGCCUGUGGUCGGUCCAAUGGAUGAGGGGAUACCAAGACACACACCAAACACACACACCGGAUAGACAGGGGGAAGGAUGGAGGCACUUGUGUGCUGUGCAGGUGUGUGUGGGUUUGUGUGGUGUGCUGACGGGGCGUGCAGGUCGUUGGGCGGCAGGUUGUGCUGCUUCCGCAGCUCAAUCGCGCGGGCAAACUCCUGAAGGGGGGGCGACACACAAAACAACAGAAUGCGUUCGUGCAGGGGCAGCAAGCCAAGUGCCUCGAUCUGCCCACCUCGGCCGCUUGCGAGAAUUCCCCCUUGAGCAUCAGAAUGUCACCCAGACUGCACACACACACACAAAUGCGUAUGGGCGCGUGUUGUGAUGUCCGUGGUGGGAGCGCACCGUACGAUGACGAACGUGAGGUCUCUGACGUCCUCGAUGGCCACAUUGCCCGCACGCUCCUGACUGAUGGAUACAUGAACACAUGGUGUUCCAUCGCAGGGCAGACACCAACAGACACCAACAGACACCAACAGACAGACAGGGGAUGGAUGGGCGGACACCGUCUGUCUGCCUGCCUGUCUGUGUCUGUUCCCUCCCUCCCUCCCUCCCUCCCUGGUUGCUUGCUUGCCCCCCUUACGCAUUGAUUCGCUUCUCAUAGGCCCUUCGCGCCACCUCCAGGAUCUCCCACGCCAGCUGCACCCACCAAACAACCAACCACACGCCGUGAGUCCCCCUCCCUCCAUCCCCAAUGGCGCCUUACCCAUCCCACCCACCUGCAGGUCCUCGUGGUCGGUCUCGACAAUCGGGAACUCCUCCUCAUCGGCACCACCACCUCCACCACCACCAGCGGCGGCUGCUGCGCUGGAGCUCUCUGCCGCCGAUGCUGAUGCAGAUGCCGCAGCGGCUGAGCUGCUCGACGGCUGGUCCUUCUUGCUGGCCGAUGGGGCACUGGUGGCCGGUGCUGCUGCUGCUGCUGCUGUUGAUGCGCCCUGCUGGUCGUCCAGCUGUGAUAGUUGUUUGAGGAAGUCCUCCGAGUUUUCCUCGUUGGUCAGCAACGCAUCACUGAGUGAUAUCCAUACAAACAUACACAACGGCAGAAGUGGACGGACAGACAGACCGACAUGAAGGACAGAUGGAUGGAUGGAUGGAGAAAAGAGUAUCGUUCCGCUGACCCGUAGUUGAGGUAGAAUGCGGCGAGGUCGGGGUGCCCGUCCUCAUUGUCGUACUCGGCCAACCUGCACACCACAAACCACCGAGCCAUGGAGGCAGGCAGGCAGGCACUCAUCCAUCCAUCAGUGGCCUCAUACACACAUACAUCACGUCCGUCGUGCCCAAUGUGUGUGUCCCUACUUGAGUUCGAGUGCCUUGCAGAAUCGGUGAAUGGCCCGCACGUACUCUUUGGCUCUCUUGGCCUCCUCACCCUGAACCGUCAGCGUCUCGGCUGUGGCACCGGGCUCCAACUCAUCUGUGGGUGCCGGUCAGUCAGUGUGACACACACACAGCCACCAACCAUGUAUACCAUCCUCCCCGGCAACCGUCAGAUUGGGUGCGUAUGUGUGCGUCAGUGGGUGCGUACCGUCGUCGUCGUCCUGGACGUCUCCCCCUUCGUCCUGCUGAUCUUCGUCUCCCUCGCCCUCGCCCUCCUCGUCCAGGUCAUAGUCCUCGAUGGGACGCUCGGCCGUACCUAACACACACACAGAGCACACCGCACAUGCGCCAACACCACACGGGACGGCAGGGCACGUAUGUCGUCAGCAAAACAGCAGAUCUGGGUGAGGCGCCAGCUCACCUUUCUCGUCCAUCUCGCCGGUCAGCAGAUCUUUUACCACUGCUUCACCACUGCUGAUUUCCUGCGAGCUUGCAUUGCGAGCCUGGGAAUG
Molecule: messenger RNA, 3593 nt
Organism: Vitrella brassicaformis
Lineage: Eukaryota; Vitrellaceae
Source: the annotation of a GenBank genome assembly